GCCGCCCGCCGCCGCAGUGACAGCUCCGCCCGGUGCCCGUCAGGCCCUGCCCAGCCGAGCCGCGCAGCGGGAGCGGGGCGGACCGGCCAUGGCCGACGACUUCGGCUUCUUUUCCUCUUCUGAGGCGGCCGGCGCCGAGGAGGACCCGGCCGCCGCUUUCCUGGCCCAACAGGAGAGCGAGAUCGCGGGCAUCGAGAACGACGAGGGCUUCGGGCCGACCGACGGCGAGUCGGCCACCGCCCCGACCGGGCAGGCGGCCCAGCCGGAACCGGCUGGUUUCCAGAAUGGAGGAACCACCGUCAAUGGAGAUGUCUUCCAGGAGUCCAAUGGCCCCACCGAUGCCUACGCAGCCAUAGCCAAGGCUGACCGGCUGACCCAGGAACCUGAGAGCAUCCGUAAGUGGAGGGAGGAGCAGAAGAAGCGCCUGGAGGAGCUAGAUGCAGCAUCAAAGGUAACUGAGCAGGAAUGGCGUGAGAAGGCCAAGAAGGACCUGGAGGAGUGGAACCUGCGUCAGAAUGAGCAGAUGGAGAAGAACCGAGCAAACAACAGGAUCGCUGACAAAGCCUUUUACCAGCAGCCGGACGCCGAUGUGAUCGGUUAUGUGGCCUCAGAAGAAGCAUUCCUGAAGGAGUCUAAGGAGGAAACCCCUGGCUCCGAAUGGGAGAAGGUGGCCCAGCUCUGUGAUUUCAAUCCCAAGAGCAGCAAGCAGAGCAAGGAUGUCUCGCGGAUGCGCUCGGUGCUCAUCUCCCUCAAACAGACACCCCUGUCCCGUUAGCUGCUGCCUGGCACAGCUGGAGCACAGCCAGGCAGGGCUGGGCUCACAGAGCCCAAAGAGGGGCCUCAUCCUGCCUGCUCCCGUCUGUGCACCUCUGCUGUGCUCGAGUCACUGGUUGUAACUCUCCCCAUGGUUUUCCUUUGCUUAAAAGGUGCAUCGGUCUCUUUUUA
Pezoporus flaviventris is the source of this 945-nucleotide messenger RNA. It is a transcript of the gene CLTB, whose product is annotated as clathrin light chain B. Gene Ontology annotation, cellular component: plasma membrane; synaptic vesicle membrane; clathrin coat of coated pit. The record is from RefSeq and is a predicted model, not a curated record. Gene Ontology annotation, biological process: intracellular protein transport; clathrin coat assembly; clathrin-dependent endocytosis. Bases 89 to 775 code for a protein of 228 amino acids. Gene Ontology annotation, molecular function: clathrin heavy chain binding; structural molecule activity. NCBI's taxonomy places the organism in Eukaryota, Metazoa, Chordata, Aves, Psittaciformes, Psittacidae. The transcript has 6 exons.